Diuraphis noxia (Russian wheat aphid) is the source of this 1408-nucleotide messenger RNA. RefSeq names its product dynein regulatory complex subunit 3-like. The record is from RefSeq and is a predicted model, not a curated record. Gene Ontology annotation, molecular function: protein binding. NCBI's taxonomy places the organism in Eukaryota, Metazoa, Arthropoda, Insecta, Hemiptera, Aphididae.
CCUAUUUAUGUUUACAUUAAAGCAUUAAAGCUGCUGCAUGACUACAAGGGACAUAAUAUGGUAAUAAUACUAAUAACUUAUAAUAGUUUUAUAUACAUACUGUAAAGCUUGGAUAUAUUUUGAGCAUAAAGUGUACAUCGCCAUCGACGCCAUCAUCGUCGCACGCUUGAGACUUCUUUGACAUGGAAUUCACGGUGAUUAACUCUGACGUUGGACGGUCUGGCAGAAUCGAUUCGGAUGCAUUGCCGACACGAAAAUUCGAACACGCCGGAUGCCUAGAUCUCAGUUGUUCGAAUAUUCUACACAUAGCCAAUUUGUGUUUGAUAUCGUCCACUAAUCUUACGUCGUUAAAAUURCCGGUCAACCGUAUUGAUAAAAUUUGCAAUCUCGAUUCUUACACAAACCUUGUCGAAUUGGAUCUUUCUCACAACUAUAUUAAGCAAAUCGAAAAUCUUGAGGUAAUUCGAUUAUCAAUUUUUAGGAAGAACGCGUUUUUAGAUGGAAUUCCGGAAGGUGAAGAUGUCGAUUUCAACGUGAGCGUAUUCCGUAACGUGACCGUGGAACAAGUUUUGAUAGAAAACGGCCGUUACGGGAUCCAUAACGUUUACAGAGGAUACGCAGAUGACUUUAGGCGACUAAURACCGAAAUAACAGAAGCUGCAGAGACUAGCCGCAUUAUCCGAACCAGACUGGUUGAUGAAUUCCAUGGCGAACUACGGAGAUUGAUCGACGACGGCGUGAACGAAAGCAGAAAGUGCGUUUCGGAAUUCACCGAGCACAAGAAACAUGUAAAAUGCGGUUUAUCGGCUAGUGGCAAUGACAGUGUAAGUCCAUUGAAGAACGUUGACGCCGAGUACGAACGGUUUAGUGAGAGGACGCAAGCAGCGUGGCUCACACUCAUGGGCCACGAGGACAAAUUGUCUAGGAAAAUAACGAAAAUGAUUAGUGAAUUGCGGGACGUACUCGAAAAGCAGAUAGUCGAAUUUAAGCARUUGGUCAACAACCGAUUUUGUAUUUUGCAGAGACAUCAAAACAAAUUCCUACAGUUCAUUUUAGAGUAUGCAGUUUCUUCGGUUCAAAGCGACGACAUAAACAGUAGAAUUAGCAGAGUGUCACUGUUCACAAACGAUAUUUCACAAUGUAUGGAAUCACAAGCCUCUCAGGUAGAACGCGCUGAAUUAUACAUUACGAAAAGUGCUUCCAAAUGGUUAGACAAUGUGUUUGAAAAAUUGAACAGUGAAGAAUUCCAAAGAAAUCGUCAGAAGAUAUCAGAAAUCGCAACAUUUAUCCGUUCUCAAAACGAAACAUUGAAACAAACCCAGUCUCAGCAGUUAUAACAGUUUUAUAAUGUUAAUUAACUUCUGUUUUUGAUUUAAAUGAUUUAAAUUUUUUUUUGUUUUCAAUUAUA